Staurois parvus is the source of this 333-nucleotide messenger RNA. The record is from the annotation of a GenBank genome assembly. Lineage: Eukaryota; Metazoa; Chordata; Amphibia; Anura; Ranidae.
UGGGCACAGGUGGGUGCAUUGCUGGGCACAGGUGGGCGCACUGCUGGCAUAGAAGUGGGCGCAUUGCUGGGCACAGGUGGGUGCACUGCUGGGCACAUUGGGUGCAUUGCUGGCACAGGUGGGCGCAUUGCUGGGCACAGGUGGGCGCACUGCUGGGCACAAGUGGGAGGAAAUUGUGUGUGGCACAGGUGGAAACCGAUCAUCAGGGCACUGAUGAUCAGUGACCCUGAUGAUCGGUGCCGAUCCCUGUUCUGACAACUGCCGGUUUUCGGCAGUACUUUCCUCACGAUCUGACAGCGUGAGGAAAGUGCAGCCGAGAACCGGCAUUUGCAU